Paracoccidioides brasiliensis Pb18 is the source of this 519-nucleotide messenger RNA. RefSeq lists its product as uncharacterized. Bases 1 to 519 code for a protein of 172 amino acids. The record is from RefSeq and is a predicted model, not a curated record. The transcript has 3 exons.
AUGGUAACAGCUACAGUGACACUGUAUCCGCGCUAUCUGGGAAGAAACAAUUCGACCACACCUCAAACAAAACGGCCAAAAGCUGAUGAUUAUAUUCAAGAAAUUGAAGAUUUGUACGAAAUUGCAAAAGACGAGCUCGAAAUCGCCGCUGAAUCCGCAGCUGCCUGUACAAUCUACGCCGUCUCCGACCGAAUAUCUCUCCGCGAAGCUUUCGAUGAUCUAGACUGUGUCUAUGCCGCGUAUACAGGCUCAAAACCGCAUCCCUCAGAUCUGGAGCAAUGGUCUGUAUCCCCACCACAAACCCGAGACCCGGAUGUCCCCACUAAUGACGGGUCAACGGGAGAUAAGGGUCAGCGGGAGGAGGAAGCCGGAACGGAGGCGAAGAAAAGGGGUACGAAAUUUAAUCCUGACGAGGUUCCGGAGGAGAUUCGGGAAGAGAUCAAGAGGAGGGUUGGGCAGCGGAUGGGGGAGUUGAGGAAUGCGGUGCAACUGCUUGAGGAGAGUGUUCGGGAGUGUUGA